Molecule: messenger RNA, 546 nt
Organism: Trichoderma virens Gv29-8
Lineage: Eukaryota; Fungi; Ascomycota; Sordariomycetes; Hypocreales; Hypocreaceae
Exons: 3
Coding region: 1-546 (181 amino acids)
Source: RefSeq, a predicted model, not a curated record
AUGGAGUAUCAAAAUACAGGUGUUGAAAGUGCCUGUAAGAGCGAACACGGACCUGAUGAGAAGAAGGGGUUCAGAGCCAGGUUCGGUCGCGGCCCAGGCGUUUCAGUUUUGGGAUGGCCAUCCAAGGGCGGCGUAUAUGUGUUAGAACAAUGCUUCGCUGUCGAACUUGAUUUUCUACAGCUGGACCGAUUUCAAGAUACGCCCCCAUCAUCUCUCACUGGUUUCGAUGCCGAUAUUGAAGAAGAGGCGCAUUGCAAUAGGAUGCGGCAACUAGGUGCUACCUGGUGGAGGAGUGAAUUCCAUUGGAAAAUGGGGCUGAUUACCGAGUCCGUUUACCCGAAUCUGGAUAUCACUUUUAUCAAAAUUGGAUGGCCUGCUGGAGGUGGAGUCUGGGUUCUCAACAUAACAGACGAUGAGGCUUUCCAUAGAGGUGCUGGUAUAAUCUACAACGCUUAUGACAUGGAAGAGCGGUGCAGAAUGAUCAAGCAACUAGGAGGUGUCUUCUACGAAAAUCCGAAAGAUUGGCUAGAUUUAGAUCUGCCUUGA